Hermetia illucens (black soldier fly) is the source of this 608-nucleotide messenger RNA. RefSeq lists its product as uncharacterized. NCBI's taxonomy places the organism in Eukaryota, Metazoa, Arthropoda, Insecta, Diptera, Stratiomyidae. The transcript has 2 exons. Bases 33 to 575 code for a protein of 180 amino acids. The record is from RefSeq and is a predicted model, not a curated record.
AAAUAUAUAUAAGUAACAAAGUGUUUAAGUAUAUGAUUAAAGUACCAAACGUAAGAAAUAUCUGUCCGCUGGUCAUUGUACAUCCAGUCAGACAUAAUAAUACAAUAAUAGAUUUAAGCAAUAAGCACGUCGCAGAAUGCAAAAAAGAAACACAUCCUUUGAACAACUGCCGAGAAGGAAGUGGAAUGCCAACUUGCAGAAUUGAUCGCUUCGACAAAUGCCUCACCAUGAUUUUCAACAGUAACGCCGCUAUAUGCAAGACUACAUCGUCGUAUCAUAUUGCUCCUCUCGAGAGAGUGGAUGAUAAUACAAUCAUAAUAAAUGACGUCACAAUAUCCGAAGGUAAUCGGAAGUUAAACCUCACAGAACAUUCGGUUUCGGUAACAUUACCCUACCUGCACCAAGUUCACCUGCGUAACUUGCACAAGAUCGACAAAUUCAAUUCGGAAGCAAGAUCAACUAGCAGGCCGAAUAUAAGUCCAGUCACAACGAACUUCAACAUGAAGACAGAGGUAGAAAGGAUCGUACGCAAUAUCGCCGAAAGUCAUCAGAAGAUUCGGGACGAAUCCGUUUAAGGGGAGGGGUAAUUAUAGUACAACAAUAAUAUC